AUGAACGAUUGGCAGCCAAAUGGCAAGUUGAAAACUGCACCAUAUUGGAGGGAUGAAGAGAAAGACGCCCUCCGAAAUGACUCGCAACAUUCACCUAUUGGCCUUAAGAAGCAAGCGUACUUUUGUGAAAAACAAAUGGUGGAGAAGUUACCACGACAACAUAACACCUCCAGGCACAAAAGAGCCCCUGAGAGUUUGGUUUACGAACAGUCUACCUUGACGACAACUCGCCCUGGCGACCAUCAGAUUUUAUCCACCCGACGCAGCACCACUUCAGUUCUGCGGGAUUAUCGCGAUUUCUAUCCAGACCUAAUCACCCAUUUCGGCAAACUAUCGCUUCUUACUGCAGCACCCAGUUGA
This is a messenger RNA of Protopolystoma xenopodis, 360 nucleotides long. Lineage: Eukaryota; Metazoa; Platyhelminthes; Monogenea; Polystomatidea; Polystomatidae. The record is from the annotation of a GenBank genome assembly.